GCACACGGAUCCAAAACGCAGCGAGUGCAACCAACCAACAACCAGCGCCGCUGCCCCGCCUUCGCCUAUAAACAGCAGCCCAACAGUACCCAUCAGCCCGCGCGGCGUCAGUCCAGGACAGGAGGGGCGCGUUCGAUUCGAUUCGUUUCGAGAUCAAAAUCCCAUCCCGAACCACCCAGCCAGAGCGAGAGCGAGCGAGCGAGGUGGGCGUCGAGGCUGGCCGCCGCCGCGAGGAUACCGGCGCCCGUGCGCGCGAUGAUGGCCUGGUGGCGCAAGAAGGUCGUCUUCCCCGCGCGCCGCGCGCUCGCCGCCGUCUCCACCCGCGUCCGCUCCCGCAAGACAGGCAGUGGAGGCAGCAUACUGAAGCUUCACGAGGACGUGCAGACCUGUGGAUACAAGGACGUGCAGGUGAUGUUCGAGAUGCUGACCUCGGAGCUCGAGGACCCCAAGAGGCGCAAGCAACAGCAGGCGGCCUCCUGGAGGCCGCCCUCGGCGUGGCCCUCCCGGUCGUCGUCCUCGAUCGCGGCCGCGGCGCAGUAGAGACCCCGACGCCGACAUGGAAUGCAGCUCGGUUUGGUAGCACCGGUCCAUAAUAACAAGACGAGGAGGAGGGCCGAUUUAGUAAGUAAGCAAGCACCCUGUGGUAAUAGUGUUAAUUAGUCAGUCUGGCAACUCAAUGCCUGAUGCCAGGCACCGAUCAGCACCCCCAUCCCCCUGCCCGUCGACUCUCCGGGAAAAAGAGCGAGGAAUUCAGUUUGCAGAGCGGGUCGCAAGCCUCUGAAAGUCUGAAUGUUUUCUGUACAUGUCGCGUGCCGAUUGCGCUGAAUUCUCGCAAGCUCGGAGAAGCGAUGGAGCAAGAGGGGUUUACUUUUCAAUCAACCAUAUAUAAAUAUCCGGUUUCCCUGUCGUUCA
Messenger RNA from Triticum urartu, 912 nucleotides. RefSeq lists its product as uncharacterized. The record is from RefSeq and is a predicted model, not a curated record. NCBI's taxonomy places the organism in Eukaryota, Viridiplantae, Streptophyta, Magnoliopsida, Poales, Poaceae.